Molecule: messenger RNA, 2446 nt
Organism: Lemur catta (Ring-tailed lemur)
Lineage: Eukaryota; Metazoa; Chordata; Mammalia; Primates; Lemuridae
Gene: CCDC91
Product: coiled-coil domain containing 91
Exons: 14
Coding region: 72-1460 (462 amino acids)
Biological process (GO): Golgi to lysosome transport
Cellular component (GO): trans-Golgi network
Source: RefSeq, a predicted model, not a curated record
UUCCUUUACAUGACUCAGAGGAAGGGGACCUCAUUCCACGUUCCAGGAUUGAUUUUGGCGCAACUUGAAGAAUGGAUGAUGAUGAUUUUGGUGGUUUUGAGGCUGCAGAGACUUUUGAUGGUGGAAAUGGUGAAACUCAAACAACAUCACCUGCUAUUCCUUGGGCUGCCUUUCCUACAGGGAAAAAAUGCAAUUUCCAUUGUGAGCUGCCUUCCAGAAUUUAUGGUAGAGCUUCGCUGACGUUACUACUGAUGCCAAUGUGGAAUAAAGUAUCUGGAGUCCAUCUUUCACCAGCUUCUCCUGAGAUUGUACUGGACCAUGACCAUUCUUCUUCAGUUGGCUGCCUCUCUUCUGAUGCCAUCAUUUCAUCUCCAGAGGAUACACAUACAGACAACAACAUUAUUCAGCAAUCAAGACACACUCAUCUGGAUAUCUCACUUUUUCCAUUGGGUUUAACUGAUGAAAAAAGUAAUGGAACAAUUGCCCUUGUGGAUGAUUCUGAAGAUCCUGGAGGCAAUGUAUCAAACAUACAGCUUCAGCAAAAAAUUUCAAGUCUGGAGAUUAAACUCAAAGUAUCUGAAGAAGAAAAACAGAGAAUUAAAAAGGAUGUAGAAUCAUUGAUGGAAAAACAUAAUGUCUUAGAAAAAGGCUUUCUGAAAGAAAAAGAGCAAGAGGCCAUUUCUUUUCAAGAUAGAUACAAAGAACUUCAGGAAAAACAUAAACAAGAAUUGGAAGACAUGAGGAAAGCUGGUCAUGAAGCCCUUAGCAUUAUUGUGGAUGAAUAUAAGGCACUACUACAGUCUUCAGUUAAGCAACAAGUAGAAGCCAUUGAAAAACAGUACAUUUCUGCAAUUGAGAAACAAGCACACAAGUGUGAGGAGUUGCUAAAUGCUCAGCAUCAGAGGCUUCUUGAAAUGCUAGAUACAGAGAAGGAACUGUUAAAAGAAAAAAUAAAGGAAGCUUUGAUUCAGCAAUCUCAAGAACAGAAGGAAUUAUUGGAAAAAUGUUUGGAGGAAGAAAGGCAAAGAAAUAAAGAAGCAUUAGUAUCUGCUGCCAAGCUUGAGAAAGAAGCAAUGAAGGAUGUAGUUUUAAAAGCCAUAGAAGAGGAGAGAAAAAUUUUGGAAAAAGCCCAUGCUGAAGAAAGGGAAUUGUGGAAGACAGAACAUGCAAAAGAUCAGGAAAAAGUAUCUCAGGAAAUUCAAAAAGCUAUAGAAGAACAAAGAAAAAUAAGUCAGGAAACUGUUAAGGCAGCAAUAAUAGAAGAGCAGAAGCGAAGUGAAAAGGCUGUGGAAGAGGCAGUGAAAAGAACAAGAGAUGAAUUGAUAGAAUACGUAAAAGAACAGAAAAGGCUUGAUCAACUCAUCCGCCAAAGAAGCCUGUCCAGUUUGGAACUCUUCCUCUCCUGUGCUCAGAAACAGUUAAGUGCUUUAAUAGCUACAGAACCAGUUGACAUUGAAUAAAGAGAACAUGACAUGCUAACCCACACCGGCAUUGGAUAAAUCAUUAGACCUUUAAAAUACAUGCUAUAAAUUAUAAAGAUGUUUUGUUUUCUUUCCAAACCUUGUAGAAUUGAUUUCUAAUUCAAGGAUAAACCAAAACAAUAUUUAGAAGAACUAUCAAGUGAUCUGAUUUAUUUUCUUUUGUUUUCUCCUUUACAUUUACUAUUAUUUUAUUAGUAGUGAUAGUAGCAGCAAGAGAGUAUAAUAUGGACCCAAAAGCCACUGAAAAGUGCUACGUUAUCAAAAUUAAGUAAACUUGAUAGCCUCUUGUAGCCUGUUAUAUUUGGCAAAAGUAGUAAAUAUUGCUUCAUGAUGACUCUUGAUGAAAUGCUGGAAUGUAACCAUACAUCUAUUUGAUCUUGAGGACAGAAAUAGCAUGGAUUUCAACAUCAUCUAUUUAUCUGUAUAACUUGGAUAUAAAACAUUGAUAUGAUAAUCAUUCUGGCAUUACAAAACUUCUUUUCUGAAGUUAGAUCUAUGUAUUUUAUUUAGUCUACUGGAAAAAAACAAUACCAUUAAAAGCACUAAAGAGUAUUACAUUAAUUCACCUUUGAUCUGAUGUACCACUUAAAAACUAAAGGAGUAUGUGUUAUAUAUGCUUACUUCCUAUGUCUGCUCUUCAAAGGCACUACAAAUCAAUAAAGUCAUUUUUCUUAUCAAUCAAACCAUGAACUUAAUCCCUAGAAAGAAUAUGUAACUCAAACAUUUAUAGGAAUUCAGGUUCAAAUACAGGAUAUAUGAAAUCUUUUCCCAGUACUUCAGAAUAUACUUAAUUCAUGAGCAGUGUGCUUCAAUGCAAAAUCAUGAAUACUUUUAACAACAAAACUAAAAUGUCUUUAAGGUAUAUGUAUGCAAAUGUUUUGUCUUAUUUUCAGAAACGCAUCUGCUUUCAUUGGCUUUGUACUUUUCUGAGAUUUCUCAGUGUAAUAAAAAGCUCUCAAAACUUA